UCUUAGCACAUACUGGAGUGAACGUCCUGACAAGACACUCACACUGGCUCUGGACUGUGGGGCGGCUCUCUGCAGGCCAAAUACUCAGGAGAGGACACCGCUGCUACAACCGGAGCAGAUAGCGUGCAUUAGAAUCAAGAUGGAGACUGCUCAGGAACGCAAGCCAAAGAGACCCCACUACAUUCCCCGACCGCCAGGCAAGCCCUUCAAGUACCAGUGUUUCCAGUGUCCUUUCACCUGCAACGAAAAGUCUCACCUCUUCAACCACAUGAAAUACAACUUGUGUAAAAACUCAAUCUCCUUGGUGUCACAGAAAACCGGACAAACAGCUCGACAGGUCAAGGCUGCGGCAAAGGGAGUCCCUGUCAAAUCUAAGGAUUGUCCAAGCCCCCUGCAAGCGGUUCAGAACAACAGUUCUGAGAAACAGAGAGCUGAGGAGAACAAAGCUGAGAGCAAAGAAGACACAGAGGAAGUAGACCAUGGGUGUGACAGUCCAGUCAAUAAAGACAGCCAGAAUGUGACAAAACCAAACACAGUCACAGAGAGAGAGAACAGGGAGGUCAAUGAGGCAAAGGCUCUGCCGCGCCCAUCUGCCUUCUACCCUGUCACGCCCAACCGUGAAGGAGCAGAUGCCUUCAAGUCAUCUGUGGAGCAGUCAGAGGAUUCGCAAACUCCUGCUCCCACCUUCAAUCAUCCAGGCUUCCCAUGGGGCACGAUUUCAUCAUCCAUUCCCUUAAAACCAUUACCCCCUCCCAUGGUUCCCGAAUACUCUGCUUACCUCCUGCCUGACAGGCCCCUGUAUCCAUCAUACUACCUCCCAGGAAAUCACCAUGUGAAUGAGCCAAACUCUCCUUCUUUCCGGCCGGAGUUUCUGGAUCCCCAGAGGCCUUUGGUGCCACAACCCAUUGCCCCACCUCACACUUCACUCUUUCCUGCAUAUACAUACAGAUACUGCCACCCUCUUCACCCACCACCCCCUCUCCAUUAUAACCUGUACAGGCCACAUGAGCUCUCCAUACCACUAACAGGACCCAGAUAUAUUCCUCUAGAUUUAUACAGCCAGACCCUUGGGCCUAAAGACUAUGACUUUUACAUGCAUUCACAUCCCAGACACAACGGCUUCAAUGCAUCUACACAAGAGCAGAGCAACAAUGACCAAAGUGGAGACAAAGCAACCAGGGAAAGCCCUAAAGCGGGUUGUUCAGCCUUGGGGUCCCCUGACAGACCCAGCCAUGCACAUACCAUCCAGAGAGACACAGAGGCCCUGCACAACAACAGCACAGGUGAGCCACAGACAACUAGCCAACCAGAACACACAGCUACAGCUGUGCAACCCAUCAAAAAUGACUUGAGACAAGAGGAGUCUCCUGAAAGCUUCCUGCAGUCAAGAACCAUAGAUGGAAGGUCAGCUGAGAACAGCAGAUGUUCCUCCAUGUCUGUCUCUGAGCCAUGUCCUGAAAGUACAUCAGAACAGGAUGAUGAGGACAGCAGAGACAAUCUGGCUCCCCUCAACCUCUCAACGAGAAGACAGGAUAAAGAAAAAAGUCCCUCUGACCACAGACUGAGGUGCUCAAACACAGAGAACUUCAAGGGUGAUGAGCUGCCUCUGAACCUCUGCCUUCGAGCUUCUCACAGCAGCCCGAGGCCAGACGCUGAGCUGGAUGAAGAACCAUGCGACCAGAGGCAGACUGCAGCACUGGCACUCUGUCAGCUAGCCAGUGCAAGCUCUGCUGCCUCCUCAUGUGACUUCAGCACCGCAGGUGGGCCCUUAAAGGAAGCCACAGACGCUAGAAGUCCUGGCUCUCCAGAGAAGACAAAGCACACAACCAAGGCUAAGGCAGGUGGCAUGAAAAGAGCAAACCGUGGCCAGACCGAAAACAAGUGCCAUACACCAAACAAGAAAGCAAAGGCUCCAGCACGGGUUCUGAGGAGGAGGCCUCGCUGAUGCUAACAACUAAACUGACUAAUAAAGACAGAAUAUCUCCCACCUUUACUACUGCAAGCCUCAACGUGAAAAGAUCAAAUUACUGAACACUGAUGUUAAUUAAGCACUGAAAGAUUUGAUUAUUGUAGCAGGAGCAGAUGUGACAUGCCUACACUAACUAUCACAAGGUCACUUGUAAAAUAAAAAUAAUAAUAGAAUUUGUUGUUACAGUAUGUGUCUAUUAUGUCUUGUUCUCACACUUCAUUGGAAAAGGUGAAAAUUAAUUUUUGUAAGGGUUGUUAAUAUUUAAAUUUUUUUGUAAUGUAGAAAGCUGACUCUGGAAGAUGGGGCCAUGUAAAUGUAAACAUUGUAAAUAAAGUAGUAACAAAAAUUGACUACAUGGACUACUGCUUACAGUAGUCCAUGUAUCUUAUAAUAAAUGUUCCAGUGUGAAUUUGUGGACACAUACCAUCUGUCAAUCUGGAAGGCAGUAGCAGGCCUCUCCUACCAAGUUCUGCCAAUGCCAGGCAGCCUCCAUGCCAAGCAUUGUCCGUUUCCUGGAAGCUUGAAAAAUAACACAACACAGGUCAAAAUAUAGAACAUGUUUCUGGAAUAUGGUGCUGCUUGAAAAAUAGUCCCUGUGUGAGAAGUAUUUUGAAAAAAUACUUCUCACACAAUUUCUUAUAUAUAUAUA
Molecule: messenger RNA, 2618 nt
Organism: Toxotes jaculatrix (banded archerfish)
Lineage: Eukaryota; Metazoa; Chordata; Actinopteri; Toxotidae
Gene: znf750
Product: zinc finger protein 750
Exons: 3
Coding region: 140-1945 (601 amino acids)
Biological process (GO): epidermis development; positive regulation of transcription by RNA polymerase II
Cellular component (GO): nucleus
Molecular function (GO): RNA polymerase II cis-regulatory region sequence-specific DNA binding; promoter-specific chromatin binding; DNA-binding transcription activator activity, RNA polymerase II-specific
Source: RefSeq, a predicted model, not a curated record